AUGAGGCCAUUGGUCAGCGGGGCCAGAGUGAGUGGGCAGAGGUGGGGCGGCGCCGAGGCGGGCAGGUGCCCAGCGCUGCCCCGGCGGCCGGAGGCCCGAGCCGGGAAGGGCAGCUGCCUGCGCCUCGGAUCCCAGCUUGCCUGCAGCCGCUCAAGGCCCCCGGACCUGGACACAGCACGCCCCGCUUUGCGCCUCGCUCAGCAUCCUCCGGGGUCCAGGUUUAAGCCACAGGCGGGAUGGGCGCGGGGCGUCUUAUCGUUGGCCCAGAUGGCCAGGAGACGAGCCGGGAGCCCCCCUGCCCCCGAGGAAGCCCCGAAGUCCGCCUCGCGUCACGGCUCAGCCCCUCCCCCGCCGGCGGCCCUGGCCCUCCCGCCUGCCGCCACCCAGCGGCAGAGCCACGUUCUCUGGCGCCGAGGCGCGGAGUCGGCACGGCUGCGCCUUUCGAGGGCGUCAGGGAGAGGUCACUCCUUCCCCCAACCUGUUGCCCCGGCGCGAGUCGAGGUGCCGUGGGCCGUGCCCGGAGGGCGGCCGAGGGUGGAGCUCUUCAGGGUUCCCCGGCCACUGGCUCCUCCUCACUCCUGCCUUGUGGUGAACAAGACCCCCGGGCCCCGGAGGGUCAUCGGCCACCCAGAUGGCGACAGCUGUCCCCUUAACUUGAUGUCAGCUGUGCCCCCCAUCUCGCCAUCCACCAGGGGCCACUCGCCUGUUUCGGCAGCUCCCCUCUAA
This is a messenger RNA of Rangifer tarandus platyrhynchus (Svalbard reindeer), 726 nucleotides long. NCBI's taxonomy places the organism in Eukaryota, Metazoa, Chordata, Mammalia, Artiodactyla, Cervidae. The record is from the annotation of a GenBank genome assembly.